CUUGGAGUCACACAGACUCUUGUAAAGAUGGCGACGGUGAGGCACAGAGGAGUGAAAACUGGAUGCUUUACCUUUACUAAACACCGCUGGUCCAGACACCGUAAGAAUUGACACGGCAGCGGGAGCGAAACUGAAUCGACCCAUUUGUCAGCAGCAGCAAGCUGUUUAGUGCUGCGUGCUGUCGCUGCGGUCCUGGUUGCUUCUGUUUUCGGUUAGGCUGUCGUUUCCUUGGAUAGCUCAUUAGCUUCAAGUUGGAAAGCGAAUGCUAACAGAGGGCUAGCUAGCUGUGUAGCUAGCUCCAUCGGCUGCUGGAAGCUAUCUGUACGGCAUUCAUGGAUGUAUAACCUGACCAGGGCGAACGCUGGACUGCAUGUACCUUUUUUAAAGUUUUCAUUUUUACGGAAACAGCGCCUAUGACUCGCUUGGAUUAAACACUUUAGGGCGAAUACGGGGCACCGACGAUCUGGCAUUGCGACACUGUUUGGAGUGUCGAGGCGGAGUGAGUUUGCCGUCAUGUAUUUUCUAACCGGCUGGCCCCGGAGGCUGCUUUGUCCGCUGAGGAGUGAAGAGGAGCCCUUCCACAUCCAGCCCAGCUCCCAGAGGUUUUACUUUGCCGUGCUGUCAGAGACACAGCUCAGCAUUUGGUUUAGUCGGCCCAGUGUUUUGAUAGUCAGCUAUAUCGAGUCUGCAAAGGCGGCUGCCCAGUUUGGCUUCUACCAGAAGGCAGAAUGGAAACCAGACGACUCCAUGAUAGCUGUGGCUACUGCCAAAGGCUACAUUCUCUUGUUUGAUGUACUGGGUGGAGGGGAUGACAAGUCCCUCUAUGAGCCUGUCUAUCCAAAAGGAAGUCCUCGUGUGAAGGUGACCCCGGGUUAUAAGGAGGAGCAAUGUGCCCCCGCACUCUCUUUAGAGAUGAAGAAGCCUGUGGAUCUUGAGGCCCCCAUCACCAGUCUGCAGUCCCUCCAGGAGGACUUAUUGGUGUGCACUGCAGACGGCUACCUCCAUGUGCUGCACUGGGACGGGCUAGGCAGCAACGGGCGCAAGGCCAUCUGCCUCACUACAAUCCCCUUCUCUCUAGACCUGCAGUCUGCUCGAGGUGGUCCCUCUCUGGACCUGGAGGGAGUAUAUAUCCGUUGUAUGGAGUAUUGUGUGACCCUGGACGGCUUCGCUGUGGUACUGAGUGACGGACGCCUGGGCUUUAUCACACCGCUCAGUAACACCAUCACCGCAGAUCAGUUGCAGGGCGUCUGGGCAGCAGAUGUGACUGAUGGCACCUGUGUGGCUGUCAACAACAAGUACAGACUGAUGGCCUUUGGCUGUGCCAGCGGCUCAGUGCUGGUGUACAUGAUAGACACCACAACAGGAUCCAUGCAGCUCUCCCACAAACUGGAGCUCACCCCAAAACACUACCCAGACAUCUAUAACAAGACGGGUCCAGUCAAGCUGAUCUGCUGGUCUCCUGACUACAGCGUUGCCAUGGUUACAUGGGAGUGUGGUGGCCUAUCGCUGUGGAGUGUCUUCGGAGCCCACCUCAUCUGCACUCUGGGAGAGGAUUUUGCGUAUCGCUCUGAUGGUACCAAGAAGGACCCUAUUAAAAUUAGCUCUAUGUGCUGGGGAGCAGAGGGCUACCACCUAUGGGUGCUCCCGAACAAACCGGAGAGGGGAAGGCAGGAGGAACAGCAGCAAGAGGAGGAGGAGAUGGUCACACCUCCCCACCCCUCCCUGCAGGCCGGCAUACUGCAGUUCCACUUCAUUAAGAGUGCCCUCACAGUCAACCCCUGCACGAGUAACCAGGAGCAGGUGUUGCUCCAUGGUGAAGACCGCCUCUACCUGACCUGUGGUGACCCCUCGCAGGUCCACAGCACCUCUGACACACAUCCGCACACACACUUACACCCACACGAUGGCAGCCCACUGCACCACCCCCCCAACCCCGACUCCUCUCUCUCUCAGGGACUAAGCACUUUAUUGGGACACAAGCACUGGCAUGUGGUCCAGAUUCACAGCACAUACCUAGAGAGUAACUGGCCUAUACGGUUUGCAGCCAUAGAUACAGCAGGCCAGUGCAUGGCUGUAGCAGGGAGGCGGGGCUUUGCACACUACUCCUUAUUCACGAGGAAAUGGAAGCUGUUUGGAAACAUCACUCAGGAGCAGAACAUGACGGUGACGGGAGGUCUGGCUUGGUGGAAGGACUUUGUGGUGGUGGCCUGUUACAAUUUUAUAGACCAGCAAGAGCAGUUGAGGCUCUAUCAACGCUCAUCCAACCUGGACAACGCCUUUGCAUCCGUGACUAAGCUGCAAUCAGACACUCUGUUGCUCAAUGUCUUCAGAGACAUGAUCAUCCUGUUCAGAGCUGACUGCUCCAUCUGCCUCUAUAGCAUAGAGAGGAGGAACGACAGUCCACACCCGACAGCCAGCGUGGAGUUGUUGCAGGAGGUGUCAAUGUCUCGCUACAUCCCUCACCCUGCCCUCGUGGUUUCUGUCACACUCACCUCUGUGCGCACAGAGACUGGCAUCACAUUGAAAGCCCCGCAGCAGGCCUGCAUGGCAGAGAGCAUCAUGUUGAAUCUGGCUGGCCAGUUGAUCAUGCUGCAGAGGGACCGUUCAGGACCGCAGGUACGAGAGAAGGAGACGCCUGCCAACAACAAGAAGCUGCUACCAUUUUGUCCUCCGGUGGUGCUAGCCCAGUGUGUGGAGAAUGUGUGGACCACCUGUCGCUCCAACAGGAAGAAGCGCCACCUGCUGGAGGCCCUGUGGUUGUCCUGCGGUGAGGCGGGCAUGAAAGUCUGGCUGCCGCUGUUUCCCCGAGACCAUCGCAAGCCCCACUCCUUUCUCUCCAGGCGCAUCAUGCUGCCCUUCCACAUCAACAUCUACCCACUGGCUGUGCUUUUCGAGGAUGCCCUGGUACUGGGGGCAACCAAUGAGACUGUGCUCUACGAUGGGCUGCAGGGAUCCUCUGAGCCUCUGGAGGCGCUGUUCCCCUACUGCACCGUAGAGAGGACCUCCCAGAUCUACCUCCAUCACAUCCUGAGGCAGCUGCUGGUCCGCAACCUUGGUGAACAGGCUUUGAUGCUGGCUCAGUCAUGUGCCUCCCUCCCCUACUUCCCGCAUGUCAUGGAGCUGAUGGUGCACGUCGUGCUGGAAGAAGAGGCAACAUCGCGGGAGCCCAUCCCCGACCCUCUGCUGCCCACCGUGGCCAAGUUCAUCACCGAGUUCCCCCUCUUCCUCCAGACCAUCGUCCACUGUGCCAGGAAGACGGAGUACGCCCUGUGGAACUACCUGUUUGCCGCUGUGGGAAACCCCAAAGAUCUGUUUGAGGAGUGUCUCAUGGCUCAAGACCUGGACACAGCAGCCUCCUAUCUGAUUAUACUGCAGAACAUGGAGGUCCCAGCAGUGAGCAGACAACACGCCACUCUACUCUUUAACACGGCGCUUGAGCAGGGCAAAUGGGACCUCUGCCGGCACAUGAUCCGAUUCCUCAAAGCCAUUGGCUCUGGGGAGAUGGAGACACCGCCCCCAACACCCACCACUCAGGAACCCAGCUCAACUGGCGGUUUUGAGUUCUUCAGAAAUCGAAGUAUCAGUUUGUCGCAGUCGGCAGAUGCCAUCACUACGGGCAAGUUCAACCUGCAGAAGACCUUCAGUAUGCCCUCUGGACCAUCAUCUAAAGGUCGAGAUGCGGAGUGUGCAGAGAACAUGUAUAUUGACAUGAUGCUCUGGCGCCACGCCCGCCACCUCCUGGAGCAGGUACGCCUCCGCGACCUGGGUUGCUUCUCUGCACAGCUGGGCUUCGAACUCAUCGGCUGGUUGUGUCGCGAACGAAACCGCGUGGCCCGCGUUGAGGAUUUUGUUUCUGCGUUGAAGAGACUCCAUAAGGACUUUCUCUGGCCUUUCCCUGUUAUUCCUGUGGGCAGCAUCAGCUCGCCUCUGAAGAACGGACGGUGUCGCACAGUGCUGAGCACACGACUGUUAAAGUCGCAGUCAGCUGACAGCCUGUUGAACAGCGACAUGGACACGGCGCCCCCUCAGGCAGCUUCCAGCAACCUCACCUGGCUGGACGGGCUCGACCAGAGGGCCAAAGACAUGGACACGGCCUCGUCUGCUCACUCCAACCAACACUCGCCGCAGACACAUGAUGCGUUCCUCUCCCUGCUCACCAACAAAGUGGAAGAGUACAGUGUCGGCUCGGCCACAGACUUGACAGAGACCAGCUCGGUGGUGGAUGGUGAUUGGACGAUGGUUGAUGAGAACUCCUCCACUCUGAGCCUGAGCCAGGCCGAGUUGGAGCACAUCUCCAUGGAGCUGGCCAACAAAGGCCCACACAAGUCACAGGUGCAGCUCAGGUAUCUCCUUCAUGUGUUCAUGGAGGCAGGCUGUCUGGAGUGGUGUGUAGUGAUUGGUUUGAUCCUGCGGGACGCCAACGUCAUAAAGCAGGUGAUCGGCUUCCUGGACAGCCCCGAGGUUCCCCAAGAAACUGUGCAGAGUGUCCGCAACGGCUUAUUAGCUGUCGACACAUGGGUCUCCACUGACUGCCUGGGUUACAAACCAUUUCUCCACCUGAUCCAGCCGCAGCUACAGGAGCUGAUGGAUUCAGCAGCUGAGCAGGUGCAGCCUGAGUCCUUCCAGCCCACCGGCCAGAGCUCCAAGCUCAGCGGCUCUGAAGGGCUGGGAGGUGCUGCGCUACCGCGGCCGGAGGACAGUAGAGGAGUAGCGGCUCCGCUGGGCCUGGGCCUGGCCCUGCCCUCCCUCGAACCCGCGGGAGGUUUUCCCCGUCCCCCCUCUGAGGACUGCCCUCCUGAACAGACAGAGGAGCAGGGAGAGGAGGAGGGAGCCUACGACUGCACCUUGUCCUGAAGCCGAGAGAGAGAGUUAGUGUGUGUGUGUGCGCGCGUGUGGUUCUCGACUUCAGUCAGUAUUAUCCACUCUUCAGAUUUUCCCUCUGUGUCGACGAGAACCCCUGUGGAUACGGAGCGCCAGACAGCCUGACUGGCACAAAGACACACACAACCAGAGACGGGGUUCAGUCGGAUGGUUCCUUUCUAAAAGGCCUCAUUUUACCAAAAUGUGCGGUUAGACAAAAGGCCACCUAUGUCCGUUUGUGUGUUUAUACAUCAGGUUGUGGUGUUUGGAAGCUGUAGACCAGCACAGGAAAGCACCAGGCUUUUGUUUUAAUUAUUAUUCCAAGACAGAUUGUUUUGUGGGCGUAACUUUUGUUUGGCACUCAUUCAAGUGCAACUGGAGACUUUGAAAUGUUUUUUUUUUUUUUUUUUUUUUUGGUUCACUGUCCAGACAAAAAGCUCCGUUGUUUUCCUUUGGUAUAAUGCAAACAGUGCAAGAAUCAGUUCGAAGACAAAAACAAACCUGAGUGUAUUUGCAUCAGCAUCAUGCUACAUUGCUAAGCAUAAUGUAGAACAAAGCUCUAGUCAUGAACCAUUUACACGAUGCACUGAGGUGUGUCUGAGCCUACAGUACAGUGUGCAGUUCUGUUUGUGUGCCCAAGAGGUGUUUCAUACUUUCAUACCUCAUAUGAUUUCAAAAUAUUUUGUGAUACCUUUUUCAAUAAUGUAAGUGUACAAGAUAGCAUUAUUUUUCUAUCGAUUACACCUUGUCCCUCUUGAGUCUCCCUGACUCAUUGGUAUGAAUUCUAUGUAAUUCUUGAGAAGUGACGACCUUAAGAUUUCUAAGAAAAUGAUCCCUGAGAAGAAUCCACUGUUGAGUGCAGACUAGUUUCUUACCACUGAUCAGUACCUCUGUUCAUGUUUUCUUUCUUCAUGCACCAUGAAUUUGCCGAAGUCCAGGCCCAAAGUGUCUGAGCCUGAGUCCGCUGUCUGAUCCUCUUCAUGUGGUCCAGAUUUUAGACAAGCAGAUCAGUGUUGAGCCUUCCCGAGGUGAGCAGAUUUAAGGCUGCAGUGCAGUGAAGGCGCUUUAAAAACCAAAUCAUAUGAUGCUUUAUCCAGCUUUUAAACCCACAUUUGGGUUUCAGUCUCCAUCUGGGAGAUUCCAAAAUGUGUUUCCUAUCAUCAGCGAGACAGACUGUUAAUAUUGUGUUAUUAAAGCCAUCCUACUCUGUAGAUUCUGUACCUAUCCCUUGUUGAAAGAGCAUCAUUUGAUUCCCUCAUCAGUAAUGUUAACGGUGACAUGUCAGUAUCAUUUUUAAAGUGAGAAUAAGAUUGAUUUUGUCGUUGUGUAGUGAAUGAGUUGUUGUGUAAUUUGCCCCUCAUCAUCAUGAUAAGGACUUAUAUUUCAUCCAGUCCAAUAUGCAUAUCGCAUCCCAGAACCGCUUGAGACGAUGAUUGCCAGUUCGGGUGCUCCUGCGUGGAUUUCUGAAUGCGUGUACCACAUCGUAUAGAGAACGUGUUGACAUGUUUGGUGACUUUCAUCACAUGCAAAUUCAUUUUAUUGUUUUAGUCCUCAUUAUUACUAUUAUUUAUUGGCAUUAUAGCUGAGUGGUAAUUACUGGAUUGAUGCUUGGUUGGUUUUUAUGACUGAUAAACUUCUCCCCUUUUUAGUUAAUCAAAGUCAUGUAUUGGGUUUCUACCGCAAGCACUAAAAGGUUCAAAACAGAUAUGUCAGUAUUAUAUCGUGCAAUGUAUUGAAAUGUUACUCAGCUUUAUUUUUUAUGUUCACUACUUUUCCCCAGCUGUUUGCUUUUACUUUUCAUGAUAGACCAAAUCAUAUUUUAAAGAUACAAUUGUGCUCUCUUGACGGUGUGUACAAGAUGAGUCGAGUGUGGUAACUAUUGAAAUUUAUAUAUAUAUAUAUUUUUUUUUUUUGUGAAUGGCCUGCAUUGUUAGAACACUCACUAUUCACGAAAGGGCAAAAUGAUGUACUGUCGUCACUCAACAUAGAUCCUGUUGCACCCUUGUUCCAGUGGGCCCGUCUCCACUCUGAACAAGCCUACAGCCACACUACGCUGCUCCGCUGUAAGCUUUACUUGACUUGAAGCGGUAACAUGACGAACCAAAGACUUCAUGUCCAGAGGCCUUCUGUUUUAACCGGUUGCUUUGAUUGAGCGCUUGAAUCAUGAUGUCACACACACCCUUACCCCAUCCCUCUCAUCAGAAACAUAAUCAUUGAUGCUCAAAACUAAUGCUGACGGCAUAUGAGACAAUUUCCUACGGAAAUGAAUAUUGCAGAUCUUUUCUGGUUUCCUUCUCUGCGGGCAAGGAGCGGUCGGUCAGUUGCGUCUCGUGGUACUCGGCGCUCCCUCCCUCCUGUGUACAGUUUAAAAGUUUUGCCUGUUUCCUGACUCAGAGUUAAGUUUUAUUUCUGGGGCGGCAGCAGCAAACAUCCUCAAUGCAGUGUAAAGAUACUCUCUUGUACAUUUGGCUUUUCUACUCAUGUUUGGUUUUCUACUUCAUUUUUUUUUUUCCUUGUACAUAAAGAUCAAUAAAUUAUUUUUAAAAAUG
Molecule: messenger RNA, 7409 nt
Organism: Sander lucioperca (pikeperch)
Lineage: Eukaryota; Metazoa; Chordata; Actinopteri; Perciformes; Percidae
Gene: ric1
Product: RIC1 homolog, RAB6A GEF complex partner 1
Exons: 27
Coding region: 514-4854 (1446 amino acids)
Biological process (GO): intracellular protein transport; retrograde transport, endosome to Golgi
Cellular component (GO): cytosol; Golgi membrane; Ric1-Rgp1 guanyl-nucleotide exchange factor complex
Molecular function (GO): protein binding
Source: RefSeq, a predicted model, not a curated record